Messenger RNA from Recurvomyces mirabilis, 1290 nucleotides. RefSeq names its product DNA repair protein rhp57 (gene rhp57). Gene Ontology annotation, biological process: mitotic recombination; reciprocal meiotic recombination; DNA strand invasion. NCBI's taxonomy places the organism in Eukaryota, Fungi, Ascomycota, Dothideomycetes, Mycosphaerellales, Teratosphaeriaceae. Gene Ontology annotation, cellular component: condensed nuclear chromosome. Gene Ontology annotation, molecular function: ATP-dependent DNA damage sensor activity; single-stranded DNA binding; DNA strand exchange activity. The coding region runs from base 1 to 1290 and encodes 429 amino acids. The record is from RefSeq and is a predicted model, not a curated record. The transcript has 2 exons.
AUGACAAACCUGCUGACCGUCCUCCCUGACUUUGACACUCAGCCUUACUCUCACAUUCUGCCUUCGUUGGAAAAGGCUUCAAUCUCGACCGCGGAUCUGCUGACACUCGAUGCUUUUGAUAUUGCGAAGAGAGCGCAAGUCCCACCUCAUGGGGUCAAGAAACUUUGUACGGCGCUGCUGGAGGGACUGCAGGCUAGCUUGACGCUUCAUAUGACUCAAGCUGAUGAUAAGAAUAACGAUGCGGCAGCGAACAAUGUGGCAAACACGAGUCAUGCAAUCAGCACACUCGACGACGAGCUAAAUGCUAAGCUGGGUGGCGGUAUUGCGGCCGGUGAGCUCACUGAGUUGGUGGGCGAGAGCGCUGCUGGCAAGACUCAAUUUCUGUUGUCACUGCUGCUCGCCGUUCAACUUCAUCCUCCACAUGGACCUGGCAAAUCUGCACUCUACAUCUCCACGGAAGCACCUUUGCAGACACCACGACUAUCACAGAUCUUGCAAACCAACUCAAAGAUACAGGAUCUGUCACCCGAUCAGCGGCCAUCCUUGAAUCGAGUUCAGAGCACUCACAUACACGACCUGGAAGCUCAAGAUCACAUUCUCCGCUACCAAGUCCCGGUUGCCAUCAAAAGACACGAUGUCGGUCUUCUCAUCAUCGACAGCAUAGCCGCGAACUACCGACCAGAAUUCGACAAGGGCAACGUGCGAAAGACAGCAGCAGAAUCCUUCAUCAAGCGCAGCAACCAAGUCACACAACUUGGCAAACUUCUGCGGGAUCUGGCACGAAUUCAUGGUAUCGCAGUAGUGGUAGCCAACCAAGUCUCGGACCGCUUCGCGUUCGAACCGCCAGGACAAGUACCCAUCAGCCAGCAAACACAACGUUCCCGUCCUGCUUCGCCACCACAAGCUGUGCCAAUGACUGGCACCAUGUCCCAGCACGUGACAUCUCAAACACCCACCGCGCCGCAAUCUCUACUCACGACCGACGACCCCCUGGCUCUAGACCACCAACAGCGCUUCUUCACCGGCUGGGGCGACGACGCAAAUGUCUCCAACCCCAAGACACCCAGUCUUGGUCUCGCCUGGACGAAUCAACUCGCAACCAGGAUCGCUCUGCUAAAAGAGCCGCAAUACGAGAUGAAGGCAUAUAAGCCUGGCGAGGAGUCGAAUGUUUCUGGUUGGAAACGGACGUUGAAGAUUGUGUUUAGCUCGCAGAGUGCGGCGAGUAGUACUGAGUUUGAGAUUGUGCAGGGCGGUGUGAAGGCUGUUAGGAAGAAGGAGGAUGAUAGUUGA